GUCGCGUUCUCUCGCAGCUGAUCUUCCUCGACACUAGGGCAUUUCUCUCCGCCGAACUAGGCCAUAUGAUCUUUGGUAUCUUGAAAUUCUACAUCUUUUUGGUGAUUCUAGCUCGUGCGCUUUUUCAAUACACAAUCUUCUUGAAGCUGGGAAGGCUUAUGGUUUGGCUGCUGGGUCCUGGUUGGCUCCUUAUGCUAUGUGUCGAACAUGGGAAACGAUUAUCAACACUAGCAAAGAACAAUAUGAUCAUGAAAAACGCAAACAAAGGUUUCCCAUGGUUCUAUAUAUUGUUUCAGGUGAUAAAGAUGGGGAACAAGGUGGAGCUCCAGUUGUUUGCAUUGAGGUUGCUGCUAGACUUUGUCAUGAUUUUAACAAAGGGCAACAAGAUUGGACACCUAUACUACUUCUGGUGCCUUUGGUUCUUGGUUUAGAAAAAAUCAACCCCAGGUAUAUUCCUUUGCUGUGGGAAACGUUUGCAUUUCCACAAUGCCUCGGCAUCUUAGGUGGUAAACCUGGUGCCUCAACCUAUACUGUUGGUGUGCAAGAUGAGAAGGCACUCUACUUGGACCCUCAUGAAGUUCAGUCGGCUGUUGAUAUCAAGAUGGAUGACCAGGAAGCUGAUUGCUCUUCAUACCACUGCAGAUGAUUUCGAAGAUUCUGUUCGCAUUCCACCCAGCUUGCAGACAAGUCAAGUGGAGCACCUUUGUAUUGUAUUCCACCCAGCUUCUAAAGAGCUAGGUUUCACAGAUCCAUCUAAUUUAUUCUCAAGUGUUUUAAUUGUAUUCCCCUCUAUUUUUACCUUUUCAUUUAUUCUCUGUAAAUUAUUAACUGAUAUCCUUGUACAUAGAACAGAAUGAUGAUCCAUUGCUGAACCUAAACCAAGCAAUAAUGUUGUUGAUGGCUUAA
Molecule: messenger RNA, 906 nt
Organism: Zingiber officinale
Lineage: Eukaryota; Viridiplantae; Streptophyta; Magnoliopsida; Zingiberales; Zingiberaceae
Product: cysteine protease ATG4B-like
Exons: 5
Coding region: 197-646 (149 amino acids)
Molecular function (GO): protein-phosphatidylethanolamide deconjugating activity
Source: RefSeq, a predicted model, not a curated record